AUGCCUAUGCUGAAGGAGCCGUCGCAAAAGUACAAGCCGUACACUCCUCUCAACCUUCCUGACCGCCAAUGGCCGUCGAAGGUCGCGACAAAGCCACCAUAUUGGCUGUCCACCGAUCUCCGCGAUGGGAAUCAGGCCCUCGCGAACCCUAUGACCGUCGCACAAAAGACCCUCUUCUUCCACACCCUCCUCAAAUGUGGAUUUAAGGAAAUCGAGGUCGCAUAUCCUGCUGCAAGCGACACAGACUUCAACUUCGUGCGCGGGCUCAUUGAGCAGGGCCAGGUGCCGGACGACGUGUGGAUCCAGGUUCUCACUCCUGCCCGCGAAGACCUGAUCAAGCGUACGAUCGAGUCUGUCGCAGGCUGCAAGCGUGCUAUCAUUCACAUGUACAACGCCACGUCGUGUCUCUUCCGCGAGGUCGUCUUCCGGAACUCAAAGGAGGAGACCGUUGCGCUGGCCGCGAAGCACACCAAGAUCAUCAGGCAGCUCACAGAGGAGUGCACGGCGAAGUAUGGGACGAUCUUCCGGUACGAGUACAGCCCGGAGACGUUCACACAGACGGAACCCGAGUUCGCCGUUGAGGUCUGUGAGGCCGUCAAGGCGGCAUGGGGCAAAGCCGGACUGGGCGAUGAGCGAAUCAUCUUCAAUCUGCCUGCAACUGUCGAGAUCGGCCCCCCGAAUCAUUAUGCUGAUCAGGUUGAGUAUUUCUGUCGCCAUAUAUCCGAGCGCGAGAAGAUCGUUGUCAGUCUGCAUCCUCACAAUGACCGCGGUCAGGGCAUUGCUGCGGCUGAGCUCGCCAUGCUUGCGGGCGCCGACCGCGUGGAGGGCUGUCUGUUCGGUAACGGCGAGCGUACAGGCAACGUUGACCUCGUGAACCUCGCGCUGAACCAGUACACGCAAGGCAUUAGCCCCGGGCUUGAUUUCAGCGAUAUUCAGGCGGUCAUCGACGUGGUGACACAGUGCAACGACCUGCCGGUGCACCCGCGGCAUCCGUACGCCGGCGAGCUCGUGUUCACAGCAUUCUCCGGAUCGCACCAGGACGCCAUCAAGAAGGGCUUCGAGGUGCAGCGAGUACGCCACGCCGAAGCUGCCAGGAAGGGCGAGCCGCAACACUGGGAUAUGCCCUACCUGCCCAUCGACCCUGCGGACCUUGGCUGCAACUACGAGGCCGUGAUCCGAGUUAACGCGCAAUCUGGCAAGGGCGGCAUUGCAUACCUGGUGCAGCAGCACCUUGGCUUGGACAUGCCCCGCAAGAUGCAGAUUGCAUUCUACUCGGUCAUUCAGGACAUCGCAGAUCGCGAGGCCCGCGAGAUGACCGUGGAGGACAUUACAACGGCGUUCAGGAAGACAUACCACUACGGUGGCUCGACAUACGAGGGCAGGCUUGUCCUCAAGUCCUUCAAAAUCUCCUCAGAGCCGUCGGCAGACUUGCCUAACGGGGACGAGGCUGCGGACGAGCGUCGCCAAUUUGACGGCACGGUCUCGGUCGACGGUGUCCUGCGCGUUAUCCGGGGUGACGGCAACGGCCCGCUGUCCGCCCUGCUUGACGCCCUGCGCACGCAUCUCGACAUCGACCUGUCGCUGCGUGAGUAUUCGGAGCACGCCAUUGGCCAGGGCCAGGACACUCGCGCCGCCUCGUACGUCGAGCUCGUGCCCCUCGCACGCGAUGUGAAGGAGAUCCGGCGCUCAGCCGAGUCAUGGUGGGGCAUUGGCGUCGACGCCGACAUCACAGGCUCAGGCCUCCGUGCGGUGCUCAGCGCGGCCAACAGCGCCAUCGGCGACCGCGAGCUGCCGGAGCUCCAGCUGAGCGUCGGGUUCAGCGCGAAGACGAGCCAGGCGGACAUCGCGUCCGUCGUGCUGCACGAGCUCCAGCUCGAGCUGCCGCGCCGUUUGCAGGCGCAGUUCUUCGAGGUCGUGCAGCGCGCGGCGCGCGAGACAGCUGGGCAGAUGUCGUACGGCGCGCUCAUUCAGCUCUUCCGCGAGACGUACCGGUACGACAUCCCCGACACGGAGGAGACGUUCGCGCUCCGGGGCUUCAAGAUGGAGAACCUGGGCGAGAGCGGCCGCAAGGAGCUCACGGGCGAGUUCGUCAUCAACGGGAAGCUCACGCGCGUCCAGGGGCAGGGCAACGGUCUGCUGACCGCCGCCCAGGCCGCGUUGAACGCCCACAUCGACGGCAAGGCUGUCAUCCGCGAGUAUGCCGAGCACUCGAUCGGCAAGGGCUCGGAGGUGAAGGCUGCGUCCUAUAUCGAGCUGGCGUACGAAGCGGAUGGCGGCGCGAUCAGGCUGAACGCUUGGGGCAUUGCUACCGAUACUGACAUUACAGCCUCCGGACUGAAGGCCCUCCUCCGUGCAUCCGGCACGUUGGACAAAAUGCAUAGGAAGGCGCUAGAGCAGAAGUAA
Molecule: messenger RNA, 2403 nt
Organism: Postia placenta MAD-698-R-SB12
Lineage: Eukaryota; Fungi; Basidiomycota; Agaricomycetes; Polyporales; Adustoporiaceae
Exons: 5
Coding region: 1-2403 (800 amino acids)
Biological process (GO): L-leucine biosynthetic process
Cellular component (GO): mitochondrion
Molecular function (GO): 2-isopropylmalate synthase activity
Source: RefSeq, a predicted model, not a curated record